AUGAUCCCCACUUACAUCCCAGCUCAGAAAGUGGAAGCGAAGAAUGGCAUUGUGUACGCCUAUCGUCGACUCGGUCCCGCAAAGGGUAUCCCGCUCGUGUUGCACAUGCAUGUGCGAGCAUCGAUGGGCUACUGGGAUCCCGUCUUCAUACGUCCGCUGUCGGUGAGACGCCCUGUCAUCAUGUUCGACCCGCCCGCGGUCGGUCAGAGCAGCGGCGACACCCAGCGUACACCAUCUGAUAUAAACAUCAUGGGGGAUGAUCUGAAUGCGUUUCUUGACGCCCUUGAACUCGAGCUCGUCGAUCUCUUGGGGUUCUCGAUCGGGAGCAUGGCCUGUCAAAUGGCGACCCUUGCGGAGCCCAAGCGUGUGAGACGCUUGAUACUCGUGGGAGCCGAUCCGUCAGCACCAAUUCCUGGUCAACACUUUUGGCCUCGGACCGACCCCAAUCUUGAUCGCUUUUUGUCGUUGCAGAAGAGCGCGUCCGAGGCAGACUGGCAGGCUGCAUACACUCUCACCUUCUUCCGCAACGAUGACCAGGGUAGGGCCGCCGCCGAUGCCUACUUUCAACGCCUGCGGGAGAGUGAGUUCAACGAAUUUGCUUCCGAGGGGAAACUUCCGACCUUCAACGAUGUGGAAAGCUUCAUGAUACAGUUGGGGGCUAUCAAACACUGGAGCGCUCCGGGCGACAAGAACAAGCAUUCUUUCUACCGGAUGCACGAGCUCACGAUGCCCGUGCUUGUCAUGACAGGUGACGACGACUAUCUCGUCCCAACGCCCCGCAGCUAUGAGUUGAUGGAUAGGAUUCCCAACUGCCAACUGGUGAUCUGGCCCCGCUCCGGGCAUGCUUCCAUUUGGCAGUAUGCCGAGAACAACGCGGCAAGGGUGAACGAGUUCUUGGACAGCAACCCUGACAAUUAUGUCGAGCCUAGAUUGUGA
Molecule: messenger RNA, 936 nt
Organism: Colletotrichum karsti
Lineage: Eukaryota; Fungi; Ascomycota; Sordariomycetes; Glomerellales; Glomerellaceae
Exons: 3
Coding region: 1-936 (311 amino acids)
Source: RefSeq, a predicted model, not a curated record